Messenger RNA from Pomacea canaliculata, 2687 nucleotides. Its product is annotated as protein draper-like. The record is from RefSeq and is a predicted model, not a curated record. NCBI's taxonomy places the organism in Eukaryota, Metazoa, Mollusca, Gastropoda, Architaenioglossa, Ampullariidae. The transcript is spliced from 17 exons. Bases 209 to 1930 code for a protein of 573 amino acids.
UAUGAAGUGGCAUUGUGUACUGUGAUCGUACACGUGCAGAAUUUUAACAGAAUCUGAGGUGAAAUUCGUUGUUGGAGAUUUAAGUGACUUGAUCUGAUUUAGGAUAUCUGUACAUUGGUGGACUGGAAUAAAAGGUGGGUGGAUUCCGAAAUACAGUCAGUGAGCAACGGGUGACUCCAGCUGAUACAGACUCGCCACCAGAUACAACAUGGGUUUGCUGCUGCUUUCAACUACCUUUUUAUAUCUUCUUGUGAUCGAUGCUACAUUUGCGGCCAAAGUUCCUGCUGGCUCCGAGUGUCCUGAGAGCAGCAGUGGCAACACCUGUGACGAUGAUACAGUGUGCGAUAAAGUGCAUGGAAAAUGCUUGCUGAAGGUAGGCAAGGCCUGUACCGGAACAAAUCAACAUAACUGUGUUUUCGGGGCAUCCUGUGGAGCUACUAACUGUGAAUGUGGUGCUGGUUAUACAGAGAAAAGCGAGAUUUGUGCACCACAACACAGUGGAACUGUUGGCUUUGACUGUUCGACAAAUGCAGCUCUAUGUACCACUCCUAAUUCAGAAUGUAGUGAUCAGGGAGCCUGCAAAUGCAAGACUGGAUUUGUGAUUAAUAUAGCCGAUGGACAGUGUGACCACGAUGUGGGAACACCUUGCACUACAGGAGACACAUGUGUGGCCGCUUCUGUCUGCGACAACGUUGCAGAAAAAUGCUUGCUCAAGGCUGAUCAGUCAUGUACAGCAGAAAACGAAAAGAACUGUGUUUCUGGAGCAUCUUGCCAAGCAAAUGGCUGCACAUGCGGAGCUGGCUACACAACACACACUGAUAAAACUUGUACACCUAAGACACCUGGAACCGUUGGCUUUGAUUGCACAUCUAACGAUGAUUUAUGCACAACUGCCAAUUCUGAGUGCAGCAGCCUGAAAGCCUGCAAAUGCAAGGAUGGAUUUCUGCUAAACAUUGCAAAUGGACAGUGUGACGGCAAUGUGGGUACACCUUGUACUACGGGAGACACGUGUGUGGCCUCUUCUGUCUGCGACAACGUUGCGGAGAAAUGCUUGCUCAAGGCUGAUCAGUCAUGUACAGCAGAAAACGAAAAGAACUGUGUUUCUGGAGCAUCUUGCCAAGCAAAUGGCUGCACAUGCGGAGCUGGCUACACAACACACACUGAUAAAACUUGUACACCUAAGACACCUGGAACUGUUGGCUUUGAUUGCACAUCUGGUGUGAGUGUAUGCACAACUGCCAAUUCUGAGUGCAGCAGCCUGAAAGCCUGCAAAUGCCAGAAUGGAUUUCUGCUAAACAUUACAAAUGGACAGUGUGACCACGAUGUGGGAACACCUUGCACUCCAGGAGACACGUGUGUGGCCUCUUCUGUCUGCGACAACGUUGCGGGAAAAUGCUCAAUAAUCCACGGGGAGUCAUGUCCUACUGGUAGUGACAAGUGCGUGUCCAACGCUGCAUGUGUUGAUAAUGUCUGUAAAUGCGAUGCAACCAAAGCGAUUUCUUCUACUGCAGGCUUGUGCCUGCUUAAGACAGGUCAGGCCUGUACUGUGAAGAGCUACUGUGUUGUCGGUGCAACAUGCAAGUCAACGUGUCAAUGCUCCAACGACUUUGCGGAAAACGCUGCUACGAAGCUGUGCGAAGCCAAGGCUGGAACUGCUUGUUCGUCAGAUGUCCCCUGUGUCGGAUCCACCGUUUGCGAGUCAGGAAAAUGUUUGAUAAAACACGGAUCAUCAUGCGCAGAUAAUCUCAACAAUUGUGUGCCACAUGCUGCAUGUGUUUCGGAUGUUUGCCAGUGUGAUGUCAGCACAACGGUCGCAGCCCCCUCCGGCUUGUGCACUCUUAAGAAUGAGGGGAGUAAUUCAGCAAAAAUUUCCUUCUGGUUGUUGAUUGCGGCGUUGGUGUCCCUAUCUCUUGCUGACUAUUUGAUGUAACGCCUCUUCAAAGUCGACUUCUUGACAAGAAACCGCAUCCGUAGAGGACUGAGCAUAUCGUCUUUUUCUGUGAACAGAACUACAAUCUUAACACCCUUCACGAUUUUCUCAAUGUCUGUGGUAGUCAACAUUGAUUAAAGUGUCUCGUCUAAAUUAGGAAGUAAUAAACUUUUGUUUAGUCCGAUUUAUUUUAAUUACCGAAGUCUUCAGACAUCUUUCUGAUCUGCGUACUGAACUACUUUCAUCAAUCUUCUUGAACAGCCUUUUCAAUAUUAAUUAAAAAGCGCUGUAAAAUAAUAAACUUAUCUUUCCCAUGAAAUAACUUUACCGAAGAUCGGAGAGAUUUAUCAGAAACACUCUAUAUUAAUCAUACUUUUUGAAAUAAUACAGAUAACUCUUUAGCAAUUGAUUUGUGCAAAUGGUUUUGCACACAAAUGAUGUCAUUCUUUCUCGUGGCCUCAUCAGUCAAAAUGAGUAAAAUCUUUCUUUUAUCCCCGUUUUUUAGCGCUUUUGUUCUCCCAUUUUGACAGAGGAUCCAUGGCAUCCAGCACAUGGGGAAAAAUGAGGUCACCUGGCUAGGUCUGAGUAUCUUUGUGUUUGACAGGCCACGUGCACAAAUCAUUUCAAUCAAUUCAACUACACGAAAUGAAUAAAGACCUUAAAUCAGUAAUUUAUAACCACAAUGUCAAUGUGACAUAUCAUAAUUAUGUAAGAAUAUAUUCUCCAUUUAUAUAUAUAUUUAAGAAAACUACAAAUA